CAUGGCAAGGCCAGCCGCGGUCUAAGAAGACUCCCUCCGCCAUUGUUCCUCUCUCCCCUCCUACCCCCGACAUCGAAGGAAGAGGGAAAAAAUCCCCCCCAAAUCCGCCAACACUGCCAUAUAUAGCAAAAAAGCGGAGAAAGAGAAGGGGAUAGGAGAACCCGAUGAAGAACAUUUUCAAAAUCCACAAGAGAAACCCCCACCGAUCCAACGAGAUCCCGCCCUCGUCCGCCGCCGCCGCGUCGCCGUCGCCCGCCGCUCUCUCCCCCUCAUGCGCCUCGGACCACCGCGCGGCGGCGCACGCGACGGGGGCGUCGCCAUCGCCGCCGUCGCCCUCCCCGGCGGCGGAGGCCGCGCGGCCGACGACGGAGGCCGCGCGGCCGACGGCGGGGGAUCGGCAGGAUUACUUUUCGUCUGAGGAGGAGUUCCAGGUGCAGCUGGCUCUGGCGAUCAGCGCGUCCAAGGAGGACUUUAGGGAUGAUCCAGAUGGCGAUCAGAUCCGCGCGGCGAAGCUGCUGAGCCUGGGGGGGCACAGGAUGGAUCAAAAACGGGAGGACGGGACCGCGGAUUCGCUCUCGCGGCGGUAUUGGGACUAUAAUGUGCUUGACUAUAAUGAGAAGAUUGCUGAUGGGUUCUAUGACAUAUUUGUGCUUGCAAGUGAUUAUUCAAGCCAGGGAAAGAUGCCAUCACUUGUAGAUCUCCAAAGCAUAGGAGAUCUUGGUUUUGAAGUUAUUAUAGUCAACCGUUCAAUUGAUACUGCCCUAGUAGAGUUGGAGCAAAUUGCACAGUGCAUUUCUUUAGACUGCCCUGUUGCUGAUACUGGGCUUUUGGUGCAAAGGAUAUCUGAGCUUGUUACAGAGCAUAUGGGUGGUCCUGUAAAGGAUGCAAACGACAUGUUAGCUAGGUGGAUGGAGAAAAGCACUGAGUUACGAACCUCACAACAAACUAGUUUAUUACUGAUUGGUUGCAUAAAAGUAGGUUUAUCUCGUCACCGUGCACUACUUUUCAAGGUGCUUGCAGAUAAUGUUGGCAUUCCUUGCAAGCUGGUUAAAGGGAGUCAUUACACUGGCGUUGAUGAUGAUGCCGUCAAUAUAAUUAAGUUGGGUGAUGGAAGGGAGUUCCUGGUUGAUCUUAUGGCAGCCCCAGGCACCAUCAUUCCAGCUGACAUACUCAGUGCGAAGGAUGCUGCCUUGAAUUCUUAUAGGCCAAGAAUAAGCAAAAAUGCAACUCCUUGGACAAAAAAUAGUUCAGUGGACAACUUAUCUAGAGCAGAGUCAUCAUUUGGUCAUCAUACAGGUAGAAAUGGAAGUUCUGCUUUAAACAAUGAUGAGCAUGGAGAAGCUAUACAAGAAAAGACAAUACCGGUACCUUCUGUUCUUACAACAUCGGGUACUGAUGGAAGCAGUUCUAGUGAUAAUACAAGUUUGUUUUUGCAAGACCAGUCAAACCAGUUAUAUUGUUCUACUAGUGCAACUUCUUCAAAGCAGAAAGGGGUUAUUGAGGUUCGUGUGGAUGAUGAUAGUUUAAGGAAUGAAAAGUUGAGCACAGAUACUGAUUUACAAGAUACUGCAGACUCUACAGACCUUUUUGCAGAUUUGAACCCAUUCCAGGUAGUUGGAAUUGGCAAGACUUCUGCACCGUUCAGAGCCACUGAUAUUGGAAACACCGGAUACCAGAGACGGAGAGAGAACAUUGUCUCAGGCCCUGGAAGACCUCAACGUCCUCUGGUUUGGAAAGGCCAAUCUGCAUGCAACGAAGUUCCUAGCAGAAAGCAGUACAAUUUUGUGGAGGGGCUUUUUCCACGGAAAAAAAAUGAUCUUAAUGCAUCAUCAUCUCAAGUGCAGAGCUCUGCUGGAAAUAUACACUCCAAAGGUUCCAAUGACAAUAUUGCUCGAGUUUCUAGUAUUUCAUGCUCUUCUGGUGUAGCUACAUUUGGCAAUGAGAUGACUAGUGUUUCUACUCAAACUACAGGCUGUCCGUCCUCUGGACUUAGUAAGUCAAGCAUUGCUUCAGAAAAGGAUCAACAUAGUGAACUGGAACGUAGCUAUGUUAAUGCCCGAACAGAUAAACCGUUUACUCAGGCAUCAGGAGUGAAAUAUAAAAGGGAUGAUCAUGCACGUGAGUUGGUUUUGCAAAGUAACAUGCCGUACCACAUAAAGGAAGGUAAAAAGAAUGUUAUUGGCAAACAUGAUUUGAAGUGCCAAUAUGAUAGAUCUGUGGGAACAAUUAUGGAAUCAAAGGAUCAAGAAAACUCAAAUUCUCCAUCACAAGCGAGGCCAAGUAGGCUUGAUCCAAUGCUAGAUGAUGUGUCUGAAUGGGAAAUCCUGUGGGAAGACCUUGUAAUUGGCGAAAGGAUUGGGUUAGGAUCUUAUGGAGAAGUGUAUCGUGCUGAUUGGAACGGAACGGAAGUAGCUGUGAAGAAAUUCUUAGACCAAGAUUUCUAUGGAGAUGCUUUGGAUGAGUUCCGUAGCGAAGUGCGGAUAAUGCGCAGGUUGCGGCAUCCAAAUGUUGUUCUUUUCAUGGGUGCUGUGACUCGGCCUCCAAAUCUCUCCAUUGUUUCAGAAUUUCUCCCAAGAGGAAGCUUGUACAGAAUUGUUCAUCGUCCGAAUUGCCAAAUCGAUGAGAAGCGUAGAAUAAAAAUGGCCCUUGAUGUGGCCAAGGGCAUGAAUUGCUUGCACACUAGCGUACCAACAAUUGUUCAUCGGGAUCUGAAAUCGCCGAAUUUGUUGGUGGACAAGAAUUGGACAGUUAAGGUUUGUGAUUUUGGUCUUUCACGCUUGAAACAUAAUACGUUUUUAUCAUCCAAGUCCACUGCUGGCACGCCUGAGUGGAUGGCACCAGAGGUGUUGCGCAAUGAACCAUCCAAUGAAAAGUGUGAUGUCUAUAGCUUUGGAGUGAUCUUAUGGGAGCUUGCAACACUGAGGAUGCCAUGGAGUGGGAUGAACCCAAUGCAGGUGGUUGGUGCUGUUGGAUUCCAGGACCGACGGCUUGAUAUCCCAAAAGAAGUUGAUCCUCUGGUUGCAACGAUUAUUAGGCAAUGCUGGCAGACAGACCCAAGCUUGCGUCCCUCAUUUGCACAGCUGACAACUGCCCUGAAGGCCUUGCAGCGGCUUGUCAUCCCUUCCCAUCAAGACACACAAAGCCCACCGGUGUCGCAAGAGAUAUCGGUGAACUCUACACCCUAAGAUCCUCCUCUUGAACUGUGAAUAAAAUUGCUGUUGCAAUUUUUUAGGGUUGGGUUUAAAAGUUGGAAACGGGAAUGCUGUGUUUGUUAGCUCUUUGGCUGGUAGUACUCACACUGUCCCCGUUGCUGUCAUGCCCAAGACCUGUGGCAGUGACUGUACAGAGAAUGGUGUCUAGCAUUCCGAAGUCAAAUCGUUCCAUCUUGUAAAGAGAGUUGUGUAGGGCUUUCGCUAGGUGUGUGCUUGCCGGAAACCGGCCAGCUUUAGUGAAUAGUACCCUGAAUUUGGGGGGAGGUGUAUCUUAUGUCAGUGAUGGCUCUUUUGGGGGAAAGCAUAUUGAUAUAAAUAUUAUCGUGUCUUUCUGCAAAUAGUGUAUUAUUAUUGUAGUACAAACAUUGGACCUUCUUUUCCUUAUUGAGUGAACAAGAAAAAAUAAUUAUUUCUCA
Messenger RNA from Phoenix dactylifera (date palm), 3628 nucleotides. It is a transcript of the gene EDR1, whose product is annotated as Protein kinase superfamily protein. Gene Ontology annotation, biological process: protein phosphorylation. Lineage: Eukaryota; Viridiplantae; Streptophyta; Magnoliopsida; Arecales; Arecaceae. Gene Ontology annotation, molecular function: ATP binding; protein serine/threonine kinase activity. The record is from RefSeq and is a predicted model, not a curated record.